Molecule: messenger RNA, 2912 nt
Organism: Austrofundulus limnaeus
Lineage: Eukaryota; Metazoa; Chordata; Actinopteri; Cyprinodontiformes; Rivulidae
Gene: slc25a12
Product: solute carrier family 25 member 12
Exons: 18
Coding region: 86-2137 (683 amino acids)
Biological process (GO): malate-aspartate shuttle; L-glutamate transmembrane transport; aspartate transmembrane transport
Molecular function (GO): calcium ion binding; L-glutamate transmembrane transporter activity; L-aspartate transmembrane transporter activity
Source: RefSeq, a predicted model, not a curated record
CCUAUCAGACGCGGUGGGACCGACUGAGGUGCGUCCGCGUCGCCUCCUCCUCCUCGCCCACCACUGCGCGUGACGUCAAACCAGCAUGGCGGUCAAGAUCCAGUCCACCAAACGGGGAGACCCAAGUGAGCUGAAAGCUAUUUUCCAAAAGUAUGCCAGCAUAGUGGACAAGGAUGGAGAGAGGUUCAUGACCCCGGCGGACUUUGUCCAGAAUUAUCUGGGACUACAGACGCAAAUUCACCACAACCCCAAAACUGUGCAGCUCAUCGCCGCCGUAGCUGACACCACAAAGGACGGGCUGAUCUCCUUCCAGGAGUUUCUUGCAUUUGAAUCAGUCUUGUGUGCACCUGAUGCCCUCUUCAUUGUCGCCUUUCAGCUGUUUGACAAGACUGGAACUGGCACCGUCUCUUACGAGAAUGCACGUGACAUCUUCAGCCAGACCACAGUACACCACCACAUUCCCUUCAACUGGGACUGCGAGUUCAUCCGGCUGCACUUCGGGAAUGAUCGCAAGAAACAGCUCAGCUACCUUGAGUUCACUCAGUUCCUGCAGGAGCUGCAGUUGGAGCAUGCACGUCAAGCGUUCGCCCAGAAAGAUAAGGAGAAAAAUGGUGCCAUCUCUGCGCUGGACUUUAGUGACAUCAUGGCCACCAUCAGACACCACAUGCUCACGCCGUUCGUGGAGGAGAACCUCGUCUCUGCUGCAGGGGGCAGCACUGCUCACAUGGUCAGCUUCUCCUACUUCAAUGCCUUCAACUCGCUGCUGAACAACAUGGAGCUGAUCCGUAAGAUUUACAGCACGCUGGCGGGCACACGGAAGGACACGCUGGUGACCAAAGAGGAGUUUGUUCACGCUGCCAACAAGUUCGGUCAAAUCACUCCGAUGGAAAUAGACAUCUUGUACCAGCUGUCUGGCCUCCACUCCCCUUCUGGACGUCUGAACCUCACGGACAUCGAAAGAAUAGCUCCAUUAGAGGAGGGGAGUCUGCCCUACAACCUUGUAGAAACCCAAAAACAGUCCCACGGCGAAGCAUCCAGGCCCAUUUGGCUCCAGGUUGCAGAGUCUGCCUACAGAUUCACUCUGGGCUCCAUUGCUGGAGCCACCGGCGCGACGGCUGUGUACCCCAUUGACUUGGUGAAGACUCGCAUGCAGAAUCAGCGGUCCACAGGAUCAUUUGUUGGGGAGCUGAUGUACAAGAACAGCUUCGAUUGCGCUAAGAAGGUGCUUCGCUACGAGGGUUUCUUUGGCUUCUACAGAGGUCUGGUUCCUCAGCUCAUUGGUGUAGCACCUGAGAAGGCUAUCAAACUCACUGUGAAUGACUUUGUAAGAGAUAAAUUCACUCAAAAAGACGACACGAUUCCUUUAUUUGCUGAGAUUCUGGCUGGUGGCUGUGCCGGAGGCUCCCAGGUCAUCUUUACCAACCCGUUGGAGAUAGUGAAGAUUCGCCUGCAGGUAGCAGGUGAGAUCACCACAGGGCCUCGUGUCAGCGCGCUCAGUGUCGUCCGUGACCUCGGCUUCUUCGGUCUGUACAAGGGUGCUAAAGCUUGCUUCCUGAGGGAUAUUCCCUUCUCAGCCAUCUAUUUUCCUGCGUAUGCUCAUCUUAAAACUCAACUAGCGGAUGAUCAAGGCAGACUAGGACCUCUGCAGCUUCUUACUGCCGGAGCAAUUGCAGGUAUCCCUGCAGCCUCUCUUGUGACGCCUGCUGAUGUCAUCAAGACGCGUCUGCAAGUAGCUGCAAGAGCCGGACAGACGACUUACACAGGAGUCAUGGACUGCUUCAGAAAGAUUUUGCGAGAGGAAGGCUUUAGUGCUUUGUGGAAAGGAGCUGGAGCUCGUAUGUGCCGCUCCUCCCCUCAGUUCGGUGUGACUCUUGUGACCUAUGAACUCCUGCAGCGAUGGUUCUACAUUGAUUUUGGAGGACAUCGUCCAGCGGGUUCUGAACCGACACCCAAGUCUCGCAUUUCUGAGCUUCCUCCCAUCAACGCGGACCACGUCGGGGGCUACCGCCUGGCUGCGGCCACUUUUGCCGGGGUGGAGAACAAGUUUGGUCUCCACCUUCCGAAGUUCAAGUCCUCCGGCGUGGUCUCCAUUCAUCACUUGGAGUCGGCCUCCGCCAAGCCAGCCCAGACACCAUAAAAACAUCAACAUCUUGACAUCACUUCUCCACCACCAGGGGCCAGACACAGAGAUAAACACAAGCGAAGCACAGAGUUGAUACCCGACUUCACGCCAGAGACUAUCAAACGCAGGAGCGAACACCGGUGCGUUGCUCUCUCCUGAGUGAAGCUGUGCUCCAGCAGUCACCGGCCAGCUGUUGGCGUAGAGAGGCAGCUGCCACAAAGCAUACAGCAACAGGAACGGAGCGCUGACUGUGUUGUAUCUUUAGUGGCUGUGUGCUCCUGGGAACUUCAUUUUUGUGUGUUUUUCUCUUGAGCAUUUGUGUAAAAUUGAACCUUUGAGCACUCCUUUUUGUCUCUCAUGAAUAGAUGAUUGAUUUGUUUAUUUUUUUGGAGUCUGAUCCUCAGUAUGAGUAGGACUUCUCUUAUUGGGCAGUGGGAAUAGAAAAUAUUUGAUGAUUUGCACAGUGUGUGGGGGCUCCCCUCUCGGCAGCUCCUCUAACAGGAGGCUACAUACUGUACAUAUUGUAAAGCUGUACUGAGAAAAUGUUACAAGACGAAGCUCCGAAACAUUUAGGCUGCAUCAUUACACCAAAGGUAAUGUUAUGGCAACCUGGGGCCUUUGGUCCUGGUGGCUGAGAAUCACUCUUACUGAUGUACAGAACUUUACAUUUAAGUGUUUUCUUGAUGAAACAAAAAUGAUGAGCAAAGAAUAAGGUAUAAAUAAAUUAAGUGUAUCUCAAUCUAGUCAUUGUAUUUUAAUGAAAUAAAUAACCCAUAUGGUUUUAUUAUAA